AUGUUGUCCCGGAAAGAGAAACCCCGGGCGGAGCCCGCACUUCCGCGGGGCGGAGCCCGCCUAGUGCUGACGUUGGCAGCCGAACCCGAAGUAGUUCGAGGCGGCAGGCUGCACCGUCCGGUCGUGGCGUUGCGUUUCCUUCCUCUUUCACUCCACGCUCCCGGCGACGGCCAGAGCGGCGGCGGCGGCGGCGGCGGCGGCGCGAGAACGUUCCGGCGGGCUGUUCGUUUCGUCCCGCGCACCCGCCUCGCCCUGCCCGCCCCGGGGCCGAAGCCCGGCCCCGGGGGGCGCGUCGCCUUGUCCUCUCCAGACCCGGCCGACUCGGAGCCCCGGGUGCCGUGGGGAGCUGGGGGCCCGAGCCUGCGGGGCGGGCGCCGAGUUGGCUUGGGGGGCGGGGGCGGGACUCAGGAACGGAGGGAGACCUGCGAGAGAAAUGCCCCCGAAGAGAAGGCGUCUGUGGGACCCUGGCUGUUGGCGCUCUUCAUUUUUGUUGUUUGUGGCUCUGCAAUUUUCCAGAUUAUUCAAAGUAUCAGGAUGGGCAUGUGAAGUGACUGACCUUAAGAUGUUUCCAUUCUCCUGUGAAUUUUAACUUGAACUCAUUCCUGAUGUUUGAUACCCUGGUUAAAAACAAUUCAGUAAAGCAUCCUGCCUCAGAAUGACUUUCCUAUCAUCCUUCAUGUGUCAUUCCAAGGUUUCUUCACGAGUCAUUCCAAGUUUUCUAGUCCAUACCACAGUGCCUUGCAAAAACACCACAUGAAUAAAGCAAUAAAAUUUGAUUGUUAAGCUACAGUAGUGGACCCUACUUAUUCAGUCAGUUAAGUUUUUUUUUUAAUGUGGUUAUUAUUAAAACAGUAUGCAGUAUGGACAAUUAGAGUAAAUCUGUAGACAGUGUCUAGAUUUUGUUAACCUUAAUGUGUAAAUGCAAUUAGUUUAAUUUAAAAUUGGGAGUCUUGUGGUUUUUAUAUAGCUAGGCACUUUAUUACUGUCUCUUGAAUUGAAAGCACACUCCCUUAUAGGGUAAUAUAACUGUCUUGUAAUAAGGUGCUUAUCAAUGGAACAACUACAUAGUUAGCCUAGUUUUACCACAACUUUAGCAUCUAAAAAAUAUUCUGAAUGUCUAAUAUAAAGGAGUUGCUUAUAGCCACAACAUCUACUUUAACAAUAUUGUUUCUAUUACACUACCUUGGCUUUUGCAUGAGUGAAUAUAGUAACCUAAGAUGCCAUUAAAAAAAAAAAAAACUCGGUUGAGUAUUUUGUAACUUAAUUAGUCACUGUGGUUUCACUAAAAGCUACCAAGGUGGAAUGAAGUCAGUCAGGGAAGGUUUGUUUAAGUCACAUUGAUUUCACCAGAAUAUUGUAUCAAAGUUUUGUCUACUAUGCUAGACAAAAUUUUAGGGGAAAAUGCUACUAAAAAUGGAUGCCUCAUCAGGACAUGCUGUUGGGUCCAGUGUGCCAUAGACGUCUUAGCAUGUUCAUAGCACUUUUAAUAGCAAAAAAGGCACAUCAGCUAAAAAGUUACACUUAGUUUGGAAAUGCUUUUUCUAGGUUUAUGAUUGAAAUGCCGUUAGGGUACUGUGCACAUCAGCCUAAAGUGGCAUCUUGAAUUAAAUGGAUUUACUGGUAAGGAUCAGUCUUUAGUCUUCCCUUUGUUGUAUGAUUUUAUAGGUUAUGAUUGAUCAAAUUUUGUUUUUACUAAUGGUAAGGGUGAGGGUGAUAGGGCAGGUUUUGGGUUUUCUAGUACUGUUGAAAACUACAAGUAUUGGCUGUUUAUAUACUUAGCCAUAACUUGCUGAAAACAGCCUGAGCAGUGUCUAUGUAUUAAUGAAUUGGAAAGAAAGCUGCUUACGUUUGCUUUGUUACUUGCCUCAGGAUAUCUCUUUGAAAAUAAGCUGUUUUAAGAGGAACAGAAGGGAAAUCUGCUACCUAGACUAUACACAGUGCAAACCUCAUAGAGGGCUUCUGAUACCCUCAAAUACAGAGAAGAGUAAGGGAGAGGAGUGGUUAGGGACUUGGAGGAACUUAACUACCCUGGAAUAGGAAAUGAAUCAGCUGACCUUGGGCCAGCAGGUUUUUAACUGAAUUGUUACCUGCCUUUCUCACCCAGUUAGUCAACCCCUGUACUUGUUUUCCUCUUGAAAUGAGUGUCUUGGUUCAACUAAUUGUAUUUCAUUGUAACUUUAGAAAUGAAAGCCGUUGCUCUAAAUUCAUAGCAGGUGCCUUAUUCCUUGCUUUGAGUCAAACCAUUCCAUAUCAGAAUUUUCCUUGGUUUACUGUAGAUAAUUGGCUUUAAGAGUUUUUUUUUUAAUGUACUGUGUUUUGAUUAAUUUGACUGUUAAAUUGCUACAGCUGGCAAUCAUUUUACAUAUGUAAAAUUGCAUUCCCUUUGUAUUUCAUGUGUAAUUUACCAAUUGAGUGCAUUUUAUAUUCAGAUUGGAUUAUGCAUGUUUGAGUAAGCGAAAGCAAUGUCUUAUUUGAUAUAUUCUUUAAAAAUAAAGUUCCCUGAAUAUUUGAUGCUUUUCUUCUAAA
Carlito syrichta (Philippine tarsier) is the source of this 2526-nucleotide messenger RNA. RefSeq names its product stress associated endoplasmic reticulum protein 1 (gene SERP1). Lineage: Eukaryota; Metazoa; Chordata; Mammalia; Primates; Tarsiidae. Gene Ontology annotation, cellular component: endoplasmic reticulum. The record is from RefSeq and is a predicted model, not a curated record. Bases 1 to 546 code for a protein of 181 amino acids. Gene Ontology annotation, biological process: endoplasmic reticulum unfolded protein response. The transcript has 5 exons.